Molecule: messenger RNA, 1176 nt
Organism: Procambarus clarkii (red swamp crayfish)
Lineage: Eukaryota; Metazoa; Arthropoda; Malacostraca; Decapoda; Cambaridae
Source: RefSeq, a predicted model, not a curated record
AUGGAGGUGAUGGGCCCCAAGCUCCGCUCUCUGGCCGGAAUGGUGUUCUAUAUCCCGUGGUCACUAGGCGUCGUGGCGUGGGGAGGCUACGCCUACCUUCUCAGGGACUGGAGGAUGCUGCAGCUCACUGUAUCCCUCACCGGUCUGCUCUUCUUACCAGUGCUGCUGGUGAUUGAUGAGUCCCCGAGGUGGUUAAUGGUCCAGGGGCGCCCUCACGAGGCCCUAAAGGUGGUGAAGAAGGGGGCCCGCUGGAACAAGGUCUCCCUUCCCCCUGACCAGCACCUUCUGCAACUUCUUACCCAGCAGACAGAAGAAGAGAAACCAGUUGGUGAUGGGGACAGUCUCUUCAGCUCUCUCUGGGCCAACCUACGAGCAGCUGCUAUCCUUGUCAGGAAAUUUGUUAACUUUGGUGAAUCUCUCGUCCUGACCAGAACUCCUAGGCUUCGCACCAUCACCUUUUGCAGCGGCCUAAUCUAUUUCGCAAUAUCCAUGGUGUAUUUUGGUCUUAGCCUAAGUGGGGGGAACUACACCUCCGACCCAUUCCUGUACAUGGCCCUGACUGGCGCUGUAGAGGUGCUUGGUGCCGUCUCAGUGCCACUGGUGACCCGCGUAAGCAGGAAAAUCCUGGUGAUUGUCUUUGUCCUGCUCACCGGUGCUUCCCUGCUGUGUCUAGCGGUCAUACCAACAGAGAUGGAAUGGCUGAUCAUCACAUUAGCCAUGGCCGGCAAGUUCGCCAUCAACAUAGCUUUCAACAUCAUCAUCCUCUUCUCCACCGAACUGUUCCCCACGGAGGUGCGAAAUCGAGGUGCUGGCACCUGCUUCAUGCUGUCUAGGCUUGGUGUCCUGGUCGCCCCUAUCGUCACCGAUUACCUGGUGUUACUGCACACCUGGCUGCCCUCAGUGGUGCUGGGGACGGCGGCAGUGGUGGCAGGUCUGAUCACCUUCACCCUCCCGGAGACACUGAACACCACCCUGUAUGACACCGUCACCCAGAUGGAACAACAUUAUCCGGCAACCCAGUUAUCCGGCAACCCAGUUAUCCGGCAACCCAGUUAUCCGGCAACCCAGUUAUCCGGCAACCCAGUUAUCCGGCAACCCGACUCUUUCCAACAACCAGACUAUUCGGCAACCCAAAUUUCCAGCCCAGAAAUCAUUCGGUCUUGCCAAGUUCAGUAA